AGAGUGAACUGUACCGUAAUUGUUCCUAAACAUUACCUCAAACUUUUGAAAUACAGAUGUAGUGUGUUUUCGUGGGAUUUUAAUAUAUUAAUUAAUACAGUGUCAUUUAGCCUUCUCUGGAUCAUCCAACGUGACUGAUAAUGCAUAAAUGACUAAACAAGUGUCAAGUCAUGAAUCCCAUGGUAACACCAUGUGUAUAUUCAUUCCAUACAGUAAACAGCUUCAGUCCAUGGGCUUUGAUCUUGGUUUUGCUUACUUGUACUAGCCCUAACAUAGAUCAUUCUAAUGAAUGGAACAGGUCACAACAAUAAAUGUCUGUGUUCAUUUCAAGAUACUAUUCUAUAAUUUGCCCAUUGUGACCACAGAAAGACAGAAAGGUGCAUAUGAUCAGAAUGAUUAGCAACCCAGCAGAGAAAUCAACCAGAUGUUUAAAGACAAAGGGCAUAUAUAUUUGUCCACGAUGCAACAUUUUGUAUUGUUCACUGCCUUGCUACCAGUCAGAACUUCAUGUUAACUGUUCUGAGGCAUUUUAUCGAGACUGUGUGAUUGAAGAGGUGAAAUCUCGAGAAACAGAUUCUCAUUCUGGAAGAAAGAUGAAUGAAAUUUUGCAGAGAUUACAAGAAAAUGAAGAUAAUAGUGAUAUUGAUUCAGAUGAUGGUGACAGUAUACCAGACUUGCAUGAACGUUUGAGAAAUGUGGAUCUAGAUGAUGCUGAUUCGAUUUGGGAAAAACUGACACUGGCAGAAAGACAGGAAUUUGAAAAUCUCCUACAAAGUGGAGAUGCCAGUCAGCUUGUAGCUCUGUGGGAACCAUGGUGGCUUUACAGGAAACAGAAGAUUCUGGUUCAGGAUUUGAAGAUGGAACAAGAUACUUUACAUCCUGCUUAUGAAGCAAAUUGCCCAACAGUAAAUAAGAAUGUGCCUCCUUUUUUUAAAAUUUCGAAAACUCCUCCAGCACCCUGUGUGAAGUACAACAUUCUGAAUGUGUUAGGUGCUUACUGUUACACAGUGCGGUUCUUAAACGGUGAACAUCAUAAUAUGCCUGCAGAAGCUUGCAGCAUUCUUGUGAACCUCUCUGCAAACCUCAGCCUCAACCACACCUAUAACUCGGCUGUGAUAGCGGUUGAAGCUGUGGCACAUGAAGCAAUUAAUUGUACAUGGAUGGGGGCAUCACAUCAUUGUGUCAUCUGCAUGAAGAAUGAUAUUGAGUGUAUUUUGGCUGGACCAGAAGACAGCAACUACAGUUUCUAUUUACAGGCAUCUCUUUCAGAUAUUUACCAAUUACUGUCAGAAGCCAGACAUUCUAAAAACACAGAUCCUAAUGGUGUAAAGAAGAGCGGAGAAUUUACCAAGAGAUUUAGUGACAAUUUGUCAACUUCACUUGUUCAGAAAGACAAAUUACGGCUCAUCAUUAAAAAACUGGAAUACUACCUGUCAUGGUCUCAAGAUCAUGCUAGUGAAAUCUGUUGUCAAAAACUUCAAGUGGAAUUGAAUUUCUAAGAGGAUGUCUUUUGCAACUGCAAAUAUUAUAUCAAAGAAGACUAACAGUAAUAGUAUUUAUACUUUAUAAAAUGGUCUUAUGAUUCUGAGUGUAAUUUUCCAGUAGCUGAAAUGGAAAGUGUGUGUAUGCUUAGUGGUUUAUUUUACAACAUUGUCAGUAUCUAAGAAAGUAUAGCAUCGAAUGUUGAAUAAUUAUGAAAAUUGCAGUCAGGAUAUCAGGUGUUACUGCCUUACUGACCUGCCUACUUUCAUUUUUUAUGGUGAGUUAUUUAACAAAAAUUGCAGUACUGAGACUCUAUAACAUCUUAUGGUAGGAUGAUAGAUGAAUGAUAAAUUGGAAGUGGCCAUAGUCUGAUUGAGGUUCAAUCCUACUACUUGUCUGCAAGCAUUGAGCAAAACUGCUAAAAGCCUUAGUUAGGCUAGCCAGUCUUCUCUGAGCACCUAGUAGAUACAAGUCUAGAGCAUUACCCCUAGGCCAACCUCUUCUGUGCUUGGAUUCAUAUACAAUAUACUGCUGACUGUCUGCACUAAUAAGAGGGAAAAGACGCAUGGAUAAUUGAAAACACAAAUUUUUCAGGUUUGCGUGUGACUUGGAGACUGGCGACUGCUGAAUAUAGAAAUUCAGAGAUGUAUGCACAGCAUGUGAUUUGUUCAGUUAUCUCAAAAGAUAUACAACUUAUG
This is a messenger RNA of Cryptotermes secundus, 2180 nucleotides long. RefSeq names its product zinc finger HIT domain-containing protein 2. NCBI's taxonomy places the organism in Eukaryota, Metazoa, Arthropoda, Insecta, Blattodea, Kalotermitidae. The transcript has 7 exons. The coding region runs from base 384 to 1499 and encodes 371 amino acids. The record is from RefSeq and is a predicted model, not a curated record.